AUGGGGUUCGCGUUAGUGGAGAAGGGCCGAUACAAUGACGCCCGAGAUGCGUUGAAUAUUCUCCGAAAUCAGGCCGAUCAAGAAGGCAUUGAUCAAGAACUGCGGGUGAUCCAGGAUGCCAUUCAAAACGACCAUGCGCUAGGUGACGUGUCAUGGAAAUCCAUCAUCACGAAGCGCUCAUGGCGCCGGCGGUUGCUCUUGGGUUGUGGCAUCCAAAGUUUUGCAGCACUGUCGGGUAUUAACGUCAUCAACUAUUUCGGGCCACGUAUUUACGGUAUCCUCGGCAUCACCACUCAAGAGUCUCUCCUCAUUAUUGGAAUUGGCGGCGUCUUGUCAAUCCUUUACUGCUCUUUCGGCCUCUGGAUCCUGGAUCGCAUUGGUCGUGUGAAGCCUCUGAUCAUUUCUGCUGCUGGCCGUGCUGCUACAAUUCUUAUCAAUGCAGUACAAGCACAGUACUUGAACGAAAACAACAUCAACCAAUUGAGGAGUAUGGUGGCGAUGAAUUUCCUCUUCAGCUUUUUCUAUACCCCUCUUGGUAUUACAAGCUGGGUCUAUCCUGCAGAGAUUUUCCCUGUUGAGGUUCGGGCUCUUGGGAAUGCAAUCUCGGUUUUUUCAAACUGGACAAUCAAUCUGGUUUUUGCACAAUUUACCCCUGCAGCUCUAACUCGUCUCGGGUUUAGUUAUUUCUAUGUUUUCUUCGUAUUUAAUCUGGUCGCUAUGGUAUGCUACAUUUUGUUCUACCCAGAAACGAAGGGGAGAACCCUUGAGCAGAUGGACGAAUUGUUCAGCGACCACCUCAACCACGGCUCGUUGGAGGAUCCGGCUACUAAAUUCAUUGUCUCAAAGGAGCCAGAAAGCGCCCAGCAUUGCGAAAACAAGGGAGGAAAACAACUUCCUGAUCUCGCUGUGGAGAGGCGGUUGGCUUAUUAG
Messenger RNA from Ilyonectria robusta, 930 nucleotides. Its product is annotated as general substrate transporter. Gene Ontology annotation, biological process: carbohydrate transport; transmembrane transport. The coding region runs from base 1 to 930 and encodes 309 amino acids. The record is from RefSeq and is a predicted model, not a curated record. Lineage: Eukaryota; Fungi; Ascomycota; Sordariomycetes; Hypocreales; Nectriaceae. Gene Ontology annotation, molecular function: carbohydrate:proton symporter activity. The transcript has a single exon. Gene Ontology annotation, cellular component: membrane.